Anneissia japonica is the source of this 1138-nucleotide messenger RNA. RefSeq lists its product as uncharacterized. The annotation marks the transcript as partial. Lineage: Eukaryota; Metazoa; Echinodermata; Crinoidea; Comatulida; Comatulidae. The record is from RefSeq and is a predicted model, not a curated record. The transcript has a single exon.
AUGUUAAAUGAUUAUUGGGCUAAAGACCCAGACCUGAACAACAACUUACUAGCAGUUUUGCUGAGAUUCAGGGGUGAGCAAGUAGCUCUAGUUGGUGACAUCCGGAAGAUGUUUCACUCCAUUAGUAUAUCCUUAAUUGAUCAGCAUUGCCAUAGAUUCUUGUGGAGAGGGCUUGAAACAGAGAAACCACCAAAAACUUACUGUGUAACGGCAGUCAAUUUUGGCGACAAGCCAUCAGCCACCAUAGCUAUCGCAGCAUUACGAAAAACAGCAGAAGUGGGUAGAGAGAAAGCUCCUGAAGCAGCAGAUACUAUACUAAACAACGUCUACAUGGAUGACGUGUUGCAGUGUGUAGAGACAAGAGAAAUGGCUGAAAGGCUGACAAAGGAAGUGGAUUGUCUGCUAAAACCUGGAAACUUUUCUAUAAAGGAGUGGAUAAUAUCUGGAGAGGAGAGUGGGAAAAAGCAAGACCGAUCUUUGGAGACGAAGAAGGUAUUAGGGAUCUGUUGGAAGCCGAAAGAAGACCUAUUAACCUUUCAAGGAAACUUCAGUAUGUUUCAUGACGUUCCUCAACCGCUUACAAAGAGGAUUUGUUUGAGCAAAAUUAAUGCAGUGUAUGAUCCAUUGGGUCUAUUGACGCCAGUGACUGUGAGAGCCAAGAUUCUACUAAGGAAGUUAUGGGGUGAAGGUCUUGCGUGGGAUGAGCCAAUUAAAGAUGAAUAUCAACGAGAGUGGUUUAAAUUGUUUAAUGACCUGGAAGACAGCGCAGGAAUAAUGUUUAAACGGUGUGUCAAGCCAGUGGCAGCUAAGCCAGGAGCGGACCCCACACUAGUGAUGUUCUCUGAUGCAUCAGAGAAAGCUAUGGGAGCUGUUGCAUACAUAAGGUACGAAGUGCAAGAUGGAAGAUAUGAGUCCCAUUUGAUGGCUUCCAAAAGUAGAGUUGCGUCGAUAGAAAUUACAAGCAUUGUUCGACUAGAAUUAAGUGCAGCAGUCUUGAGCAAACGGUUGGCGAAAACCAUAAUGGAGGAAACCAACAUUUGCUUUCAAAGAGUAUUUUAUAUCGUAGACAGCAUGAUUGUCCGUGCCAUGAUCCAGAAACAGAGUUAUGGAUUCAAAACCUUCGCGGCAACGCGCAUCG